GGUGAGCACAGUCAGCCUGGCCUGCCCGGUCCCCUUCCGUCAUCCCCGGGCAGAUUUAGCUGCUGACAGCUGCUUGGGAUUCUGCUGCCAGCCCCUGGCCCCAACAUCCACCUCUCCUUUCUCAGUGACUCCUGAGCCACAGCCUCUCCAUGGCCCAGAAAGAAGAGUCCCCUGAGGCCGCUGCGCCCACCUCCCAGAACGGCGAGGAUCUGGAGGACCUGGACGACCCUGAGAAGCUGAAGGAACUGAUCGAGCUGCCACCCUUCGAGAUCGUCACAGGGGAGCGGCUCCCUGUCAACUUCUUCAAGUUUCAGUUCCGGAAUGUGGAGUACAGUUCUGGGAGGAACAAGACCUUCCUCUGCUACGUGGUUGAGGCGCAGAGCAAGGGAGGCCAAGUGCAGGCGUCCCGGGGCUACCUAGAGGACGAGCACGCCGCUGCCCACGCGGAGGAAGCCUUCUUCAACACCAUCAUGCCGGCCUUUGACCCGGCCCUGCGGUACAACGUCACCUGGUACGUGUCCUCCAGCCCUUGCGCGGCCUGCGCUGACCGCAUUAUCAAAACCCUCAGCAAGACCAAGAAUCUGCGCCUGCUCAUUCUGGUGGGGCGACUCUUCAUGUGGGAGGAGCCCGAGAUCCAGGCGGCUCUGAAGAAGCUGAAGGAGGCCGGCUGCAGACUGCGCAUCAUGAAGCCCCAGGACUUCGAGUACGUCUGGCAGAAUUUUGUGGAGCAAGAAGAGGGCGAAUCCAAGACCUUUGAGCCCUGGGAGGACAUUCAGGAGAACUUCCUGUACUACGAGGAGAAGCUGGCGGACAUCCUCAAAUAGGCGACCGGGCUCAGCCUCACGUCUGCCUGCUGCCACCAAGAGACAGCAGUGACAUGUAUGGCCAUCCGGGACAUGUCUGACUUCCUAACACCACUUGGAGCUGGACAACAUUUGACACCAACCAAUCCUACUGCGCAAGGCCUCUGAGGACUCAAAAUACACUCCUCAUAUACACUCCUCAUGCUGUAAAUCACUUAAGCCAUGCCUCUCUCUCUCUCUAAGGCUGCUCUCGGGAAAGAGGAAAGUGAGCUGCAAGAGGAGAAAUGGCGACCAUAUAUGGGCACUGGGCAUCGUGGGGCUGAAGGUCCCAAUUCUGCCCCAAAUGGGCUGCUUAAGGUAAAGAGCCUCAGACUGAAGGUCUGCCAAAUCUUUGAAAAAUGUCCAAAAACACAUUUUAUGUUAAGUUGGUUUUGUUUUUUUUUAAGAAAGAAAAACAGCAACAUUAA
Messenger RNA from Equus caballus (horse), 1270 nucleotides. RefSeq names its product apolipoprotein B mRNA editing enzyme catalytic subunit 2 (gene APOBEC2). The record is from RefSeq and is a predicted model, not a curated record. Gene Ontology annotation, molecular function: RNA binding; cytidine deaminase activity. Gene Ontology annotation, biological process: cytidine to uridine editing. NCBI's taxonomy places the organism in Eukaryota, Metazoa, Chordata, Mammalia, Perissodactyla, Equidae. Gene Ontology annotation, cellular component: cytoplasm; nucleus.